AUGAAAGAAGUCCUUCCCAGAAGCUUCCCGGAUGGGAGCGACGGGGAGGGGGAGCUGUGGAGGAAAGGGGAUGGCCUGAGAAAGGGUUUUAGAAGGGUGGGUCGGCGGCUUAUUCGGGCUGUGAAGAAACGACCUGUGCUCAUGAGACGGCUGGCAGCUGUGGUAAGCAGAAUUGGACUUGGUCGUCACAUCACGUCACAUCAUCACAUCACGUCACAUCACGUCACAUCAUCAAAUCACGUCACAUCACGUCACAUCAUCACAUCACGUCACAUCAUCACAUCACGUCACAUCACGUCACAUCAUCACAUCACGUCACAUCACGUCACAUCACGUCACAUCAUCACAUCACGUCACAUCAUCACAUCACGUCACAUCAUCACAUCACGUCACAUCACGUCACAUCAUCACAUCACGUCACAUCAUCACAUCACUGUGGCGACCGGAGCCCUUGCUCGUCCUUUCCUUUUCCCCCAUCUCUUCUUUCUAGCAUCCCGUUUCUCACUCCCUUUCAGCCAACGCCCCUCUAAUCCCAAACCCCUCGAACCCCCCCCCUUCCCCUUACCCCACAUCCAUCGGAUAAUCAUAUACAUCCUCGUUGCAGCCUGCAUGCUCCUCACGUGGUCGCUCAUGCGCUCCUAUGCCACGUCAGCCCUCACCCACGUGGGCCGCAGCACACGGGCGCAACUGGUGCAGGGCGCAUCUGCAGGGAUGGGCGCAGCCCUUGCCACUGCACCCUCCUCCUCUGAUGCCCGGCCAGCACCUACACUUGAAGGAACCUUCGUCUCCUUCUCAGGAACCUUCCCUGGAGAAGACUCAUCGGGACACUUGCACACACACAUGCUCCUCGCUAGAAUCACCAAUUACACUCUUCUCUACACUGUCACUCCUUCACAACCCACCGACCCCAGCCUAUCCAACGCUGCCACGUCAGCCAGCCAUGUCGCAUCCGCUGCAGCACAGUACCUCGCUUCUGCAGUCCCCCCCUCCCAGCUCCUCUCCGCCUGCUUCUUCUCCCCUGACCGUGUCCCCUUGGGGAACUCCAUAAACCCUAAUCACCUCGGGAACUCCGUGAGCCUGGGAAGCCUCCUCGGGGGUACUGGGGGCGGCCAGACUACUCUAGAAACUUCCGCCCAGGCCACCACUGGGGGUACCGAACAGCUGUACUACGUGGACGCAUGCCCUGUCAGUGUCAACGCCUCUGCCUCUAGCCUACAGGGGCCAGUGCAGCAGCAGCAGCAGCAACAGGGUGAUACGCUGGUGGUGAUUUCCAUAGUGCCGUCGGCUCUUAUCCUUGCGCCCUUGGAUUCCGGCAGUGACACUGUCAGGGCGCUCUGCAUCGCCCUGCCACUGGUCAUCCUCGUUAUAGGCUUGCUGCUCGUCUGCAUGAACGGAUCCACGGACCUGGCUCGAACCGGGCAGACGCUGCGGCAGGAGCUGGUGCGGCAGCUGGUGGAGAAGCACAGGGUGGAGCAGCGCAGCAACCACAAGAGCCAGUUCCUCGCCAACAUGAGUCACGAGCUGCGCACGCCACUGGCGGGCAUCAUCGGGCUGUUAGACCUGUUGGCGUGCGACGCGCUCACCCCGGAGCAGGAGGCCAUGGUGCUGCAGAUCAAGUGCUCUCCUCCUCUACUCCUCCCCCCCUCCCCUCCUCCCCCUCUCCCCUCCUCCCCUCCUCCCCUCUUCCCCUCCUCCAUACAGUCACGAGCUGCGCACGCCACUGGCGGGCAUCAUCGGGCUGCGAGUUCGAGGCGCCUCAAAAAGCGCUGUGCCUCGGGCCUGCUAGACCUCAUCAACAACGUCCUUGACAUCUCCAAGGUGGAGGUGGGCGCGCUAGAGCUCACAUUAGCGCCCUUCAGUAUAAUCACGGAGAUGGAGACACUAUUGGACAUGUUUGCAGUGCACUGCAUCGGCAGCGGGGUUGACCUCUCUAUGGAUCUACUAGACGACCUCCCGGUAAUGGUGCUGGGGAGGUGCUCUGCAACCUGCUUUCCAGCAGAAUCAUGCCAGUCGCUCCCUCCCUGCUCGUUCCCUUCCAUUUCUUUUCAGGUGGAGGUGGGGGCGUUGGAGCUCACAUUAGCGCCCUUCAGUAUAGUCACGGAGAUGGAGACAUUACUGGACAUGUUUGCAGUGCACUGCAUCGGCAGCGGGGUGGACCUCUCAAUGGAUCUAGCAGAUGACCUCCCAGACAUGGUGCUGGGGGAUGCAAUGCGGUUCCGCCAGGUUCUCAGCAACCUGCUGUCCAAUAGCGUGAAGUUCACGGAGCAGGGGUAUAUUCACGUGCGCGCGUGGGUCGUGCACACUCCCAACACGUUUGCCAUGUCGCGAACAGCUGUGGAGAGCGGUGCAGACAUCUACUCCGUGCGGAUGAGCGCUCUCAGCGCCCUUCUCCCCCACAAGCAGCACCCACCUGCUGCCGCGCCUGCUCCCUCUGCUCUCGCUUCUGUUGCUUCUGCUGGCAGUGCUGUCGGCAGUGCUGCUGGUAGUGUUGUUGGGAAUUCUGCUUCUGCUGCUGGUACUGCUAGUGCUGCUGCUGGGGCCGCUCGUUGCCACAGCAGGUACAGCUUACAGGCAACAAGGGAAAACGCAUUGGUAGGGAAAGCGGAGGAGCAGGAGGAGCGCGAAGAGGAUGGGGUUGAGGAUGGGGAGGAGGAGGAGGUGGAGGAGGAGGAGGAGGAGGAUGAAGAGAGCCUGAGGGGCCACAGGGGAAACCCGCACGGCUGUGCUCCUAUGAUGGCAGCGGCAGGGUGCCUACCAGUAGGGGCAGUAACAGGAGGCUGGGAACGAGCAGAACUAGGGGGAGGAGCAGGCGGAGGUGCAUUCACAGGAGCACGGGUAGGGAGGAGCGGGGGAGCGAGAGGGAGGGGCGAGGGAGUGCGAGGAGCCUUGGCCUGCACAGGUGGGUUUCCCUGUGCAGGCGGGCUGUCCUCCUCACCCUCAUUCAACCGCUCUUCUAGUCUCAGGGAGCAGAGCAGCCCACUGUUAGGAACCCGGGAGGGGGGAGUGAGGACUUACAGUACCCGUAGAGCCUCAGGAGAGGUCAUGAGAGUGCUGUGCGUGGGAGGGGUUGCGGAUACCGCAGCUGAAUCGGACACAGAGGGGAGUGAGCUUGUGGAUAUAGUGAUUGAGGAGGGGGGGAGGUUGGGGUGGGGCGAAGGAGUGGGGAGGGAGGCUGGAGGCCAAACAGAUGGGAUGGCCUGUAGUGGGAUGGGUCCAGGGUCAGCUGGGGAAGGUGUAGCUGAGGAUGCUGCAGAGGAAGGGGAGGGUGUACCUGGUGACAAUCCACCUGAGGAGCGCCCACCUGGGGAGCGCCCACCUACGGGUGAGGAGGACCCACCUGAGGAGGUUCCACCUGGGGGAGAGGAGGUUCCACCUGGGGAAGGCCCAGCAGUCGAGCCUGCCACAGACGACCGAGUGCUGAUAAUCUUUGAGGUGGAUGACACGGGGUGUGGUAUACCACCGGAGAAGCGCGAGGCGGUGUUUGAGAGCUUCUCGCAGGUGGACGAGUCGGCCUCGCGCGUGCAUGCGGGGUCGGGGCUGGGGCUGAACAUAGUGAAGGGGCUGGUGGAGCUCAUGGGCGGCCAUGUGGCAGUUGCUGAUAAGGAAGGUCCUGGUGCCCUCAUCCGCUUCUCCCUCAUGCUGCCCCGUGUGCCCCCUCCUGCUCCUCGUUCUGCUGCUGCUGUUUCUGCUGCUGACGGUGGCGGCGGUGCUCGCAUGGACGACCCAGACGUAUCGGUGUCUUUCAUUCCAAGGUUUGGUGAAGGCCCGUCGGAUAACCCAUGGGGGGAGCUGGCUCCCUCCCCUCCCCAACCAGCCCCUCCUGCUCUCAACCACAGCGAGGUUCAGAUGGUGCUGGCAAUGGAGGAGUGUCCAGGCAGGGCCACAGCCACCAAAUGGCUGGAGGGCAAGAGAAUUGCAGUGAGGGAAGUGGGGGCAUGGGAGACCAUCAAAACCGCACUGGACCACGCCAUUCACACCUCCCUGCUGCGCCGCCGAACCGCUGCCCUCACUGCUGCUGCCGCCACCAUCGGCCACGGGAAAGGUGCAAGGGGAGACAGAGGGAUUCAGAGCGGUGCAGAGGGGUGUGGAGAGGCAGGGAAUGGUUCUCAGAGAAGGGGCGGGGCGUUUGUGUCGUCUGAGGCGCGGAGGGGGUCGUUCACUGCGCCAAUAGUGCUUGCAGGGCGUGUGGGGCCCUCCCUGGGUCCUACUGCUGCUGCUGCUACUGCUGCCGCCGCUGCUGCUGAUAGAGGCAACACUGUAGACGCUUCUUCUGCUGCUGCUAGUGUGGGGAGGCACGAGGGAGGGCGGGAGGGAGAGAGGGGAGGAAGCAGGCGGUGGCUGCCAUCCCGUCUGGCCCCCUUCGACUCGGCUCAAAGGCCUUCCCAGGGGUUGCUUGCAAAGAUGGAGCUCUCAUCGAUGCUGCCGUCUUCUCUCGCUGCUCUGGCUGGCCUUGGGCACUCGUCCCACCACACGUUCUCCUCCCACCACAUUCAGCCAGGUCAAACAAGUCAAUCAAGUCAACAGCAGAGAGCAGCAGCUCAAGAGGCCCCAGCAGUUCUCACCCACAGAGCGAACACCUGGGAAGGGGACAUGGAGAGGGAGGGCCGGGAUGGGGAGAAGGGGAAGGACCGGAAGAGUGUUGGGGAGGAGGAAGCAGAGGGGGAGAGGGAGAAAGAGGGGGAGAGAGAGGAGGCGGAGUGGGGAGAGGAGAGGGACACAGCCACAGCAGCCACAGACAAACAAGCAGAUGCAGAUGCAGAUGCAGACGCAGACGCAGACACAGACGCGGACAAAGAUGGAAUCAAGCUUGCCGACCGCAGCUACCCUAUUCUGGCAAUCAUCGACAUCAUGCUGCUUCCAGGAAGCCGCGGGCUUUGCAACGCGUUGAUAGACCCAGCAGAGCAGGACCCGUUAGCAGUGGGGGCGAGUGCUGCCAGUCACCUGCCCCGCUUUGACGUGCACGGGGAAGGGGGUCUCAGUAGCCCUGCUGCUCGCCCUUUCAUGGUCCCGCCUGAGCUGGAGAGGCUGUGUGCUGAUCUGAACGCCAUCCGCACGCAGACACCGCAGAUGGCAGACUUACUCGUUGUGGCGUGGCUAGUCCCUCCAGGGGUGGACCCUCGCCUUCCCUCCAGGGGUGGACCCUCGCCUGUGUCGCUUCCUACACCAGCAGCACCACUCGCUCAGCACCACCCGCCCCCUGCAUGCCUCGCGCCUCACACACAUCCAAGAGCCCCUGGUGCCCCGCUUGCCCCUUUUGCCCCUUACGUGCCGUUUGAACCUCAACCCCCCUCACAGAUGGCAGAGUCUCUUGUCGUGGCAUGGCUAGUCCCUCCUGGCGUGGACCCUCGCCUGCGCCGCUACCUACACCAGCAGCACCACUCGCUCGUCACCACACGCCCCCUGCACGCCUCGCGCCUCACCCACAUCCUCUCCUGCUUCGCCCACGCCCUCAACGGAGAGCCCAUGGGCGGGGGCUCGUCUCGAAACUCGUUUGCCAUGCAGGCCCCACCCGCUGCGGAGGUGCCUGCUGCAUCGGCUGCUGCAGCAUCUCCCGAGAUGAUUCACCAGCACCACCACCAGCAGGAGCAGCAGCAGCAGCAGCAGUCACACUCCCCUGGCCAUAUCGCCAAUCACACAUCUCUGCUCACAUCCAUAUCCCCAGUUGGCCUUCCUCAGACUGCUGCUGCUGCCGUGGCUGCAACCUCAGGCUCCAAGGGGCCUGAAGAGUUUGCUACAGUCCCUGUAGCAGCGGUAGCAGGCGUGGAGGGAGAAGGAGUGGGAGAUGUGGGAGUAGCAGGAGUACCAGAAGGAGCAGGGGGAGUGGGAGGAACAGGAGGAGUGGAUGAAGCUGUAGGUUUGGGAAGAACAGGAGGAGCAGAGUCAGGAGCAGGAGGAGCAACAGGAGCAGGAAGCCUCGCAGAGGCAUGUGGUGGUGGUGGUAGUGCUACUGCUAGUAUUGCGGCUGCUGGUGUGGGUUCACGCGCUUUCUGGGGUGGGUUUGGCAGCUUCAGCGAUGGCGCUAUGGGUGCUGCUGCUGCAGGAAGUGCCCUUCCGGCUGAUGAAGAGCAUGAGUUUCAAUCCUAUGACCUUACUGCACCAGAAAACGCCUUCCCCACGCUUCUGCCCGUCCCUGAAAUGCCUGGCCCAGAAAUGCAUGCCCUAGCAGUGCCUGCACCAGCAGUGCCCGCCCUAGCAGUGCCUGUGGCAGAGUCUUUGUCCCUUUCUACACCCACAGCGUCCGCUGCUGUGGACGUCCCUCCGUCGCUCAACUCUGUGUGGGAGAGCAUCACACGCAGCACCAGGCUCCAAUCUGUUGCUGCUGCCGCCGCUGGUGCUGCAGCUGUUGCCACUGCUGCCACUACUGCUGCUACUACUGUUGAUGCUGGUGGCACAGUGGGAAAAUCAGUAGCAGCGGGGGCAGAAGCAAGAGCAGCAGGUGUGGGGGGUGAGGAGAUAAUGGAGGAGGAAGAGGAUGGGGAAGAGGAGGAGGGUGUGGAGAGGGAGGAGCGGGUGGAGGGAGGGGGAGGGAGGCGGCGCCUCUCUUUCAACGCUUGGCGUGUGCCUGCCUCGGUCAGUUUCGAGUCGACUCAGAGGCUGCCUGCGUCGGCCGUGCCCCCUGCUGGUAGUGCUGAGACACAGCCGCUGACAACUGCGCUUACAGCUCAGCACCCCUCUGCAUCUUCUCCCACCGUUCACCACCUCUCUGCAUCUCCGCACUUACAUGUGCACUUCUUGCAGCACCGUUCCCUCUCAGACCAGUAUGCUCGCCCCACAAAUACCACCAGUCUUGCCAACCCCCACCAGCCCCGCUCAAGCCUAUCCGACGGUCUAGAACGGCUUAGAAUGAUCAACGUGAAUCUCAGCCAUCCCUCCUCCUCCCUGGCCCACCGCCCUUCAGCUGCUGCUGCUGCUUCAGCGUCGCUCACUUCUCCCUCUGCGCUUCCGCAUUUUACCACUCUAGUCAGCCCGGGCCAGGGAGGCAGCCUCGGGCGAGGCUCGGCACAGAUCCGGAAGCUGAGCAGCAGCUUCGGCGGUAGGGCGCGCUUUGCUGCGGGUGCUCCUGGUGCUUCUGCGGCAGGUGCGGGGAACCUGAAUGGAAUAGGGCUGGGCUGGCCGGGUCUAGCCAGCCGGCCUCAGUUUGCUUCUCUCUCCGGUGCGUCCCGGCUGGGUCUUAUCCGGUCCAUGUCAGCCGUACAGAGCUAUGCAGCGGCCUCCUCCCUCUCUGUUCUCUGCCAACCCACCAUGCUCUCUGGAAUAGGCUAUGACCACCAGCCUAGUGUGCUGGCCGGUAUGGGUGGUAUGGGGUAUGAUCAGUCCAGUGUGCUGUCUGGAUUCGGGCCUAGUAGCUUGAGCCACGAAACCAUCUUGGAAGCUCCGCACAUGUCGACGCAAAUGUCGCCGCGUGGUUCACCUGGGAUGUCACCUGGCAUGUCACCUGGGGUGUCACCUGGCGUUUCACCUGGCGUGCUGUCUGGAAUGCUGUUUGCGAUCGGGUCUGAGCCGAUACCAGAAGCGUAUAAGGUGUCACCUGGGCGUGGGAAUGUUCCUAGAAAGCUCCCUGGCGGAGGUAGUGGUAGGUACGACCUUCGGGGGAGCGGGAGGAGCAGCAGUGGCAGCCCAAGUCUUGCUGGUGGUAGCAGAAAGUACGACCUGCAGGGAGGAGGGGGGAGCAGGAGUGGGAGUCUCCCUGGUGGUGGUAGUAAGUAUGACUUGCGUGGAGGAGGGGGGAGUAGCAGUGGGAGGAGAAGGACCAUGGGACUGCAUGUGCGGAGGGGAAGCGCUGGUAGUGCCAGUGGAUUAGGAAUGCAUGAGAGCAGCAUGGGCAUGGGCAUGGGCAUGGGCAUGGGCAUGGGCAUGGGCAUGGGGAUGGGGCUGGGUGGUUCCACUGGUAAUCUGCAUGCUCCUUCGCCUUACUCUACUAGUGCCCACGCCAUGUCACCUGCCCAUGCCUCGUCACCUGCCCAUGCCACGUCACCUGCUCAUGCCACGUCACCUGCCCUAGCCAUAUCACCAACCCAAGCCCCGUCGCCUCACUCCCAGCCAGUGGCUUACCACAGGAGAGGGGCAGAGAACACAGAGUCAACAUUCUCACAGCCACCAGCAUUCCUCAAAGGCAGCACCGUACUCUACUCCACCAGCAACCAUCCCACCCACUCCAACCACUCCUCCUUCUCCUCCCAGCAAGCAGCAGCAAGCUCUCUCAGGCCGGGACUAGCAGCGGAAAGCUCAGCAGCAGCAGCAGCAGCUCCACCCGCUUUUGUGUCCUCGCCUCACUCGCACGCAGCAGGCUACCUGCGAGGCUUUCACAGAAUGGCCCGUACCAAUUCCAGCUCCAAAUCCGCUCUUCUAGACGCAUCCAAAGGCAUGUCUCACACCAGCUCUGUUUCUCUUGACGCUCCCAGCAAAGGCACGGCCCGCACCAGCUCCAACGCCCCUGAUGCACCCGAAAGCAUGGCUCGCACCACCUCUGCUUCUCUCGAUGCGUCCAACAAAGGGAUGCCCAAUGUUGGCCUGAUUGCCAGGAGCAUGCCUCGCACAAGCUCAGCCCCUCUAGACGCCCCUCGUGUGGUUCCCAUGCCCAGAAGGUCGCUCCAGCACCAUUCAGCCAGGUACUCUGUGGCUGGGGCGAAUGGAACGAGUGGAAUGGUUGCUCUUGACGCGCCUCAGAAACACCAUUCUGCCAGGUACGCUGCUAGUGAGGUGACUGGUGGGGCGUCUGCCCUUGACGAGCCUCAGAAAUACCCUUCUGCCAGGUACACUGCUAGUGAGGCAUCUGUGCUUGAGGCGCCUCACAAACACCACUCUGCUAGAUACUGUGGUAGUGGGGCGAGUGGGGUGGAUGGGACAAGUGGGGCGUCUGUUUUUCUUGAGGCGCCUCACAACCACCACUCUGCCAGGUACACCACUCUGCCACUCUGUUUUUCUGGCCUUGAGGCAGAACCAGUUGUACGAACGAGUAUGCAGCCAGGCAUGCAGUCAAGAGAAGUGAAGGAAGGAGGUGGAGAAGCAGAGGGCGCAUUAGCAGCUGGGGGAGUGGUGGAAGCAGAGGGGACAGGAGGAGCUGCUUGUGCUGCUCACAUUGCUGCUGGCACUGCCGCUGGCAUUGCUGCUAGCGUGGAAGCAGGCCGGUCAAGAGUGCCCGCUGCGUCAGAGACAACCCAGCAGGAUGGGCACGGCACGGGAGGGAAAAUUCCUAGGACAGGAUCAGCGUUGGAGUUUGGGCUUCUGAGGGGGCUCGUGGGCCCGUCCACCCCCACCACCCCUCCCACAGCAGCUCGGCCAAGCUUUGAUGCUGACGCCCCUGCCUGGCGAGCGCGGCCCAGCUUUGAAGUGCCGCAGAGCAAGGCGAGGCGAGGCAUGGCAGGGGCCCACACCCCUGGGAGAGACACCACUGGUAGACCCACAGCAGCAGGAGCAGCAGCAGGAGGAGCCGCAGCAGCAGCAGGGGGAGCAGCAGGAGGAGCAGGAGGAGGAGCGGCAGGGGGAGGGGCGAUGCCGACAGGCCAGCCGCUGGCAGGGCUGCAUAUCCUGGUGGUGGAGGACACAGCAGUGCUGCAGAAGCUGGCAGCGUCCAUGCUUAGGAAAAUGGGAGCCCAUGUGGCUGUGGCUUCGGAUGGGCAGCAGGCUGUUGCUGCUGUGCUGAGCUCGUGGGGGGAUGACGAUGAGACUUCUGGUGCUGCUGCUGCUGCUGUUGCGGCUUGUGGUGGUUCUGGUGGUGCUGGUGGUGUGGGUGAUGCUGGUGGUGGCGGUGGUAGUGGUGCUGAGGGGGAGGAGGGGGAGCAGCUGCAGCGGCAGCAGCUGAAGAAGCUGAAGCAGGAGGCGGGGGAGGAGGUGGUUUUGGGGAAGGGUGGGAGGCAGCAGGUUGUGCAGCAGGGUCGGAGCUCUGAGGCCAUUGAGUCACAGCUCGCAGAGAGGGGAGAGGAGAGACCCAGGUCGUCCUUUUCCAACCCGUUUGACCCAGCAGGGACAGCUGUAGCAGCAUCGGCUGUUGCAGCGUCAGUUGUAGCAGCGUCAUCUGCAGCAGCGAAUUGUGGCAGUGAUGUGGUGGCUACAGCUGGGGUGGAUGGGUGCAAGGGCAGUGGGAUGGGUGGAGUAGGGGAUGCAGCAGCAGCAGCAGCAGCGGAUCCCUUCGACAUUGUGCUCAUGGACUGCCAGAUGCCAGUGAUGGAUGGGUAUACGGCCACGAGGACCAUUCGUGCCGCAGAGAGGGGCACGGGGCGCCACACUGUCAUCUGUGCACUCACUGCUCAUGCACUCGCCAGUGACGAGGCCAAGUGCAGGCAGGCAGGAAUGGAUGGGUACCUCACAAAGCCAAUCAACAUACGCUUGCUGGUGGACACUGUUCAGCGGCUGGUCAGCAACAACAGGAGGGCAGCAAGGCGAAGCUUGAGCAACCUUGGCGCGACUGCCACUGCCAGCGGCACUGCCGUGGCCAAUCAAGGCAGCUUCAGCAGCGCUUCCAGUAACAGCCCAUACACCCAGCCCUUUAGGGUCAACUGCUAG
Closterium sp. NIES-65 is the source of this 10503-nucleotide messenger RNA. The record is from the annotation of a GenBank genome assembly. NCBI's taxonomy places the organism in Eukaryota, Viridiplantae, Streptophyta, Zygnematophyceae, Desmidiales, Closteriaceae.